AUGUUGGAAACUCCGGCAUUAUCGCAGGCGAGUGAGAUGACUCCCCAGACUGCCCGCACUGCAACUGGCAGCAGCCCAAGAAAAACAGAACGUAGUCCAGACCGCGACGUCCGCGAGCCACUGUUCAUUCUGGAGAUGCAGAGCCAAGGUCCACUCGCCAAGAUUACGAAGAUCGGGGACAAACGUGGCCCGCGAUACUCUGUCUACGAUCUGUGCCACUCCGAGACGCCUCAGGAAGCGCUGCCUCUGAGAACCUCCUCGCAUCUCCCAAAUAACACCAUCCACAAGCCGCAUGAAGUGGAGCUGAUUCGUGCCGAGGGUGGCUUUGAGACCUUCUCCAAGGAAAAAACAGACAGCAUACUUGAUUUUUAUUUCCGGCAUGUGCACUUUCUCUUGCCUGUCGUCGAUGCAUCGUUUAUAUUGAAUGAAUACCAGAACAAUGGAUUUCAAAAUAUUAAUCCUCUGCUUAUGUGGAGUAUGUUCCUAGCCGCUGCAAAUUUUGUGGACGAUGAAGCUUUACGCAAUGUCGGUUUCUCGUCAAGGAAAGCCAUGAAGACAGCCAUGUAUACAAGAGCAAAGUGCUUGUACGAUCUAGACCGUGGUACGGAUAAGCUCACAUUGAUACAGUCGGUGCUCUUGAUGAGUUUUUGGUAUACCGAUCCCCAAGACCAUACUGGAGCAUGGUAUUGGGUUGGCAUCGCCAUUUCUCUGGCUCAAAGUGUUGGCAUCCACCGGGAUCCUCAUUUCAUAAACAGUAUAAUACCAGCUCAAUUUCACCCGCUUUCUCGUCGUAUCUGGUGGGCAUGUGUUAUCCGGGAUCGAUGGCUUUCACUUGCCAAAGGCCGUCCCAUGCGAGUGCACGACGAGGACUACGAUGUGUUCAUGCCCUGUGCACAGGACGUUGCCGAUGAAAUAGCUAAUAUAAAAUCCGAGAUUCGGACAAAGUUCGUCCCGCAUCAUUCGGAUACGUUGGCAGAGAUAUGGGUCUAUUUUGUCAAGACCAGCAUCAUACUGGGCCAGGUUCUACGAAUGCAUUAUCGCGUCAAAGGGUUGAAGCCAGAUACCCACGAUAUCGAAAAGAUAGCCACAGACCUUGACGCAUAUAAACAGCCGGAGCUUCAGCCAGAAGCUACGGAUGAACUUGUUCUCAUUCAUAGGUACCACUGGGAUAUUUUCUAUCAGUCUACAAUAGUCAUACUAUACCGCCAGUAUCUCAUCAAUCCCGCAGAAAUACCGGUAGACGCAGGUGCGUUAUGGCUAAAAGCCAUUCAAUCGCGUGCGCGGGCAGCGGCAUCGGCAACAAACAUGAUUCUGGAGAAAAUCAUGCAAAUCGGCGCUCUGAACUAUGUGAAACCAAUGAUUAUUACGGCCUUAAUACCUACCAUGCAAGUUCAUCUGUCGGACUGUCGAGCAAACGAUCCUGUCCAGAGUGGGCUGGCGAGUAACAAGCUUCAUCUUUGCAUGAUUUUUCUCGAAAACAUCAGUAAUACUUACUGGAGUGCCGGUGUGAUGUUUCGAUUAUUUGAGAGAGCACAGCACAUUUUGCGCAAUAUGAAAAGGAGAAACGAGAUGCACAAAACAGCCAACCUCACCAGCCAACGAAGCAGUAAUCUCUCUUUUCCAGGAAAUCUCGUUGGAACAAGGGAAACCCGUACAGCUUCUGGCUUGCGCGAGCCCGAGUCUUUGGUUCCUGUUGCGGCUCCAUUAAUCUGGUUAAACGAGGAGGAUGUGCAGCAUGGGAGCAUGAAUUUGAAUGCCAUAGAUCAAUUGCUGAAUCCCGAAUUUUCAUUGCCUGAUGACGACUACAGUGCUCUAUUCCCUGCCGUUAUGUUUGGGAAAGCGGAUCAAAGCCAUGCAGAUCAUACCAUUGACACAAUCAACCUCUUCGACAAUGCCUAG
Molecule: messenger RNA, 1899 nt
Organism: Talaromyces atroroseus
Lineage: Eukaryota; Fungi; Ascomycota; Eurotiomycetes; Eurotiales; Trichocomaceae
Exons: 7
Coding region: 1-1899 (632 amino acids)
Biological process (GO): DNA-templated transcription
Molecular function (GO): DNA binding; zinc ion binding
Source: RefSeq, a predicted model, not a curated record